Molecule: messenger RNA, 1957 nt
Organism: Sebastes umbrosus (honeycomb rockfish)
Lineage: Eukaryota; Metazoa; Chordata; Actinopteri; Perciformes; Sebastidae
Gene: gch1
Product: GTP cyclohydrolase 1
Exons: 6
Coding region: 423-1196 (257 amino acids)
Biological process (GO): tetrahydrofolate biosynthetic process; tetrahydrobiopterin biosynthetic process
Cellular component (GO): cytoplasm
Molecular function (GO): GTP binding; zinc ion binding; GTP cyclohydrolase I activity
Source: RefSeq, a predicted model, not a curated record
GGGAUGCGCAAAUAACAACAACACAAGAGAGCUGCCAAAGAGAAGCAGAAAGAGACUCAACUACAACACAAGAGAGCUGCCGAAGAGAAGCAGAAAGAGACUCAACUACAACACAAGAGAGCUGCCGAAGAGAAGCAGAAAGAGACUCAACUACAACACAAGAGAGCUGCCGAAGAGAAGCAGAAAGAGACUCAACUACAACACAAGAGAGCUGCCGAAGAGAAGCAGAAAGAGACUCAACUACAACACAAGAGAGCUGCCGAAGAGAAGCAGAAAGAGACUCAACUACAACACAAGAGAGCUGCCGAAGAGAAGCAGAAAGAGACUCAACUACAACACAAGAGAGCUGCCGAAGAGAAGCGCAAAGUGACUCAACUAGUGCUCAGCAGAGAGGAAGCGGACGGUAGAGACAAGAAGAAGUGAUGGAGCACUCCGAACAGACUCAGUAUAGCUCCAACGAGAAGAAAGACGGCGGCUCCGUGCUGAACGGACACUUUGACGGGAUGGUGAAGCGGCCAGCCGGCGGCACCGGACGCCCCGCCGCCGCUGCCCAACCUCCGGGCGCAGAGUCCGCCUCUCACCGGCCCGUGAUGGAAAGCUGGCGGGAGGAGCGGACCAGGAGCGUGGAGGACAACGAGAUGAGCCUUCCGUCCCUGGCCGCGGCUUACUCCACCAUCCUGCGGGGGCUCGGGGAGGACCCGCAGCGGCAGGGGCUCCUCAAAACCCCCUGGAGGGCAGCCACCGCCAUGCAGUUCUUCACCAAGGGCUACCAGGAGAAAAUCAUCGACGUGCUAAACGACGCCAUCUUCGACGAGGACCAUGACGAGAUGGUGAUCGUCAAAGACAUCGACAUGUUCUCCAUGUGUGAACAUCACCUGGUGCCCAUCUUCGGCAGGGUUCACAUUGGUUACCUCCCCAACAAGAGAGUCCUGGGCCUCAGCAAGCUGGCCAGGAUUGUUGAAAUCUACAGCCGUCGACUACAAGUUCAGGAGAGGUUGACCAAACAAAUUGCCGUGGCGAUCACCGAGGCGCUGCAGCCCACCGGGGUCGGGGUGGUCAUCGAGGCACCUCACAUGUGUAUGGUGAUGCGAGGCGUUCAGAAGAUGAACAGUAAAACCGUCACCAGCACCAUGUUGGGAGUUUUCAGGGAAGAUCCAAAAACCAGAGACGAGUUUCUGGCGCUGAUCAGGAACUGAGGACGACGAAGCCCUACCUCCUCCUCCUCCUGUUGCCUGGGGUUACCAUCACCUGCACGGACCAGCCGCCGUGCUACCUGUGUGUGUAUGUGUGUGUGUAUGUGUGUGUGUGUGUGUGUGUGUGUGUUUCCAUCUCACCAAAGGCAGUGACAGAGUGUUUACUGUGUUCUCAGUCCGACUCUUUGUUUUCGUCAGAUAAGGUGAAGCGUCACAAUUUCUGUUAGAGGCCGCAGACUGACAUGUUGUUUACUUUUCAGACAACGGGACAGACUUUAACCCCUUUCUGUCCAUAUGAGUUGCGUGUGCUCAUUAAUCAACUAUCAGUCGCUGGCCUCGAAAUACAGAAGGAGAGUCUAACAGAAAUAAUCCACAAAUCACAGAUUUAUGAGAAAAAACUUGGAUAUAUAAAAAACUCAGAAAUUCUCUGAGAUUAAAUUAGUAAAUUUACAAGGAAGAAUCUCACAAAUUUAUGAGGAAAAAAAACUUGAACAUUCCCUAAGAUUAUAAAGUUGUAAAUUUACGAUAAAAAACUCACAAAUUUACGAGGAAAAGAAACAUGGAUUUUUUCAGAGAUUGAAGUCGUAAAUAUAAAGCCUUAUAUUAUAUAAUUACAUUAUAUAAUAUAUAUUAUAUAUUAUAGGUAUAUUUAUCACUUAAAUCUCAGAGAAUAUCCAUGUUUUUUUUCUCGGAAAUGUACCACUUUAAUCUCGGAAUAUUACCCCUCUUACCAUUCUACCCUGGCUGCGUCAUUUUUAUUUAUU